Messenger RNA from Glycine soja, 926 nucleotides. RefSeq names its product WD repeat-containing protein 91 homolog. The record is from RefSeq and is a predicted model, not a curated record. Gene Ontology annotation, molecular function: protein binding. The transcript is spliced from 11 exons. The coding region runs from base 1 to 909 and encodes 302 amino acids. NCBI's taxonomy places the organism in Eukaryota, Viridiplantae, Streptophyta, Magnoliopsida, Fabales, Fabaceae.
AUGGCUUUAUGGCAACAAUGUUUUCCCUGUAACUGCAUCCCCGCACUCGUUGUCAUUGACACUGAGCAUCUUUCGAGAUUUAGAGUGAAUGAUGGGGAGGACAACUACACAACUCUUCCAAGAAUAGACCCUUCUGUGAGCCAAAGGAUCCCGACACAACAUGGCAAAUCAUAUGAUACAUCAACUCCAGUGUCUAGAAAUGCAACCAUAUAUUGCAGCACUGAAAUUUUGUCACUUGACUGGGAAUGUAAAUCAGACCGCUUGCUUCUUAUAGGUACAUCCGAUGGGUGCAUUAAGGCAUGGAAUGUGGAUGCAAAGAGAGUUGUCUGUGACCUCAACACAACCGAAGCAUUUCCAAGUGUAUUGGACAUAAAGUGCAGUCCUGUGGAACCUAUUUUUGUGUCUGCAGCAGCAUCUGGAGGGGCUGGUUCUAACUAUAUUGACAACCUGGGUUUUGCUUCACUUACUGUGUGGAACAUGAAGACAUGGAAAGCCAUGACAGUCCUUCCUCUUGGAGAAGAUCCACCAGCAAUUACUUCUCUAUGCUUUAAUCACAAUGGAAAGAUUUUGGCAGCUUCUGCCGUUGAUGGAAUGAUUCACAUGUUUGACAUGUCUGCUGGUCUACAAAUCACUGGCUGGCCUGCACAUGAUUCUUCCAUCAGUUCAAUUCUGUUUGGACCAGAUGAGACUAGCAUUUUUAGCCUGGGCUCUGAUGGGAAGAUUUUUGAGUGGAGUUUGCAAAAUCAAGGUCAAAUCCUGUGGUCGAGAGACUCUAGUAGGUUCUGUUACCCCCUCAAUGAUUCAAAAUAUUGCAGACAUGAGAUGGCAUUAGAUGCAAAUGGGAGGAGACUCUUGGUAACAUCCAGUUCAUUUAGAGCACCCAUAUACCAGGUUAAUGAUUCGUGGUGAAUUGUGAUUAGACCAUU